This is a messenger RNA of Fusarium musae, 1986 nucleotides long. RefSeq lists its product as uncharacterized. The record is from RefSeq and is a predicted model, not a curated record. NCBI's taxonomy places the organism in Eukaryota, Fungi, Ascomycota, Sordariomycetes, Hypocreales, Nectriaceae. The transcript is spliced from 4 exons. Bases 1 to 1986 code for a protein of 661 amino acids.
AUGGAUCCCUUUGAGAUAAACGAUGACUUGGUCUCGGACCGGGAGUUUAACGAGUUGCUGGCGGACGCGCUUGAUCUAUCUGGUGAAAACAAAGAACCGCAAGUCCUGCCGAGAUGCUGCCUAUGUUGCUUCAAGUUUGAGCCAUAUGACUUUAUCGCCGUUUUCAACCCCAGAAAUCUUCGCUUGCUCAGUCUCUGGGAAGGCGAGUACAAGGAGCCAGAGCGCAUUGACCCGACUGACUGGAAAUCUGCGGAAACUCGUCCCCUUGAGAAAGGUUACCACUCAGAAUGCGUGGACCUGGUUGCAAAAGGUCUCCCCUCUGCUGACUCCAUUCAUCGCACAAUCGAGGGCCGUAUCGGUUACGGAAUCGGCUACAGUAAACUUCUUCCAUCCAUGGAAGCAGCACGCGUACAUCGAUUGCAGAAGAGGUUUGGUCAAGAUCUCAUGGCUAUUGUCGCAUAUCGUAUUCCCCUCGAGAUCUGUGAGAAUAUUGGCCGCUACUCUUUGAGCGGAUAUGCGACGAACCUCAUCAACGACGUCUGGUCAAAUAAAGACUUUGCGGGACCUCAGCAUGCAUCCCUACGGGUGACCGACUCAAGUUCCAUCUGGGCACAGCACGUUGAAUUUGAGGGUCUCCAGUACAUCAAGUCUCUCUCUACCGCUCGUAGAAGCGAGAGCGACACGAAGCUCUUCGAGGCUACCCCCGGCAUCGUUGUCAGCGUCUACUUCGCUGAAGACUGUUUGGGUAUCCGUCAAGUUUUGAUCACUCGAGAUGACCAUACUCCUUCACUGAAUCAAGAUGAAGGCUUGAGAUGGGUUAUCAACCGCCGAAAACCUCUUCCAUUCAGCUUUAAAUACAAAACAGAUGGUCUGAAGCUGCGUGACUUGGCCAUCACCAAAAGUGAAGAUGCAGAGGCCAACUACCGACAGAGGCGCUGGGCUGCUCUGCCUAAUGACCUGAACAUUCACCAGCUCGCUCCGCCUCGCCCAAGGUGUAACUUUGAGGUGUCAAAUGAGCCGAUCCGCGCAGUUGACUGGAAUCUACCUGGAUGCCGUGGUUAUUCCGUUCUCAUGGAUGACUACUCUAUUUGCGACAUCAUCUCCCACUACACGGAAGUGUCAUCUUCACGGUUGGUGGAUGUGAGUAACGGACAUAAAGGUGAUUGGUUCUACAUACCCAUUGAUCGAGGCGAGCGAAUCGCGGAGCUUUGGCUUCGAAUUGAAGAUCGCGGCAAUAAAUGGAAUCGAAACUGCAAGUGUCUUGUUAUGCGUACGAAUAAAGGUCGGAGCUUUGUUCUCGGUCUUCAAAGUGGAGAGGCUAGCAAGUUCACCUAUCAGCCGCUCACUACAUUGUCGCUGACCGAUCCAUCUCGAAUGCUAUGUUGCAAGACCAAAAGGUCAGGUUUCUGGCUGGGCUUUGAACAAGCAACGACUUGGGACGAGCACGCCACCGGCAUUACAUUUCCGAAUUCUCCACCUCCUUGUCAAUUCAAAGAGCUCCUUUCAUGGAAUGCUGAGCUCCGGGAUGUCAGGGCAGUUGCUGUAGGCCGAAAUUGGAGAAACUCUAAGGAUGCGGGAAUUGUCGGCAUGCUCCUUACAUACGCCGAUGGUCAUCAACGAUCUCUCGGGCAGAUCCGUCUUGAUUACAUGGAGCCGCCUCUCAUCGUUUCUUCGGGAAAGAUCUGGCUUGGUAGUGACAAGUCAGAAAAUGAACCUCUCCCUGAGGGCUUCUGGCCGCGGACAAACAGGAUCAAGUGGGUUGAGGUGGAUAAGCCUGUACAUGAUAAGAACCGGGAGUACUUGGAACUACCGCUUACAGGUUCCCUUGAAUGGCACAGCCACUCGAUCGGGGAAUAUUACCGUCACUCAGUGUGUCAUCAUGAGAGCAGCGAACUACAAAAUGAGAUGGAUCAGGUGCUAGCCCGUGAGGCUGAGUCUGGAGGACGUGCUCUAGUUGUUGUCAAAACGUUCUCUGUCGCUGUUUGA